This is a messenger RNA of Triticum dicoccoides, 1398 nucleotides long. RefSeq lists its product as uncharacterized. The transcript is spliced from 7 exons. NCBI's taxonomy places the organism in Eukaryota, Viridiplantae, Streptophyta, Magnoliopsida, Poales, Poaceae. The record is from RefSeq and is a predicted model, not a curated record. The coding region runs from base 211 to 1035 and encodes 274 amino acids.
AGGUGCGUGGGUAGGAGAAAAAAGAAAGAGCGGCCGCCGGCGAGAGAGGCGGAGGGGGGAAGAAAGGUGCGGCCUUUCUUGCCUAAAAUUCCAGCGGCGGAGGCGAAUCCAAGGAGGAGGAGGAAGGAGCCGCCCCUGCCCAGCUAAAUCCUCGUCGUUCGCCUCCCCGAUCGCCAUUUCCCCCCUUCCGCGCGAGAGAUUCGUCCUCCGAUGCAGGCCGCCGCCUCGUGGAGCAAGGGCCUCCCCGGCCUGCGGAGCCACCUCUGCGCCGCGGCGUCGUUCCACUCCACGCCCCCCUCCCCCGCCAAGUGGAAGGGCAAGUUCGAUUGCAAGCAUGAACAUGGAAAACGGAAGCUAUCCAAGAAAUAUGAGCGAUACGUUGUUCGUCAAAAACGAGCAGAAGGAAAGAAGGCCCUGAAAAAUUACCUUCUGUAUGGAAAGUCAACACCUCAUAUACAGGAUGGAAGUAUGGGCAGCUUUGCUAAUUCGCAUGAUAUUCCACGAUUCAAAACGUUCAGAAAAAAACAGGAUCACAGUUCAACAAAACCUCGACAAGGAGUACACCAUCAAAGAAAGGACAAAAAGGACAAGGCGAAGUUCUACAACUUUUUCUACGAAACCCGUUAUGUGAAUCCUGAAAAUAUUUUUGAGACCAUCUUUGGUGAGCAUCACCAGAGUUUUACCUGGUCCCAUGCUUCAUGGGAGGGUUUUCACUUCAGAGCUUCAUCGUUUGGAUUCAGACGGGCUGGUGAAUCACGAAGACAAAGAGUUGAAAGCGAGAGCGAAGACGAAAGCGACGACGACGACGACGCCUGUGACACAGCCGGCGUUGGCUCACAUGCGCACAGGCUCACCCUUGGAUUGCCACCUCGUGGUCCACUAACCCUAGAUGAUGUCAAAACAGCCUUCCGCGCGUCUGCUCUCAGGUGGCACCCUGACAAGCACCCAGGCUCUUCACAGGCCGUAGCCGAGGAGAAGUUCAAGCUGUGCGUCAAUGCGUACAACUCGCUCUGCACCGUCCUGAAGGCCGCGUGAUAAGCCUCUUCCUUCCUCCACGCGUGGUGUUCUGAAGCUUGAGAACGCUAUCAGCUGACCUCACUCGAGCGCGUGAAUUUGGCAAGAAAAUCGUUCCAUCUCUUGCGGGGAGUUGGGGCUCCUGAACUGGAGCUAGAGCUCUCUUUCCCGCAUCUGUUGUUUGUUCCUUUCUUCAGUAUUCGUUUUCUUCAACUAGAUAUUUGAGCCAACAGAGCCAAGCUCCCAACAUGAUGGAAGGAGAUUAUGUUGUAACAUGUAGCAGCACAAUCAUAUUUACUACCAUUGCAAGCUGUAACAACAAAUGAUGGCUAUUUCAUUUCAUCUCUUGAUUUUGAAAGGGGAAACAAAAUAAACUUGUCUGAA